This is a messenger RNA of Hibiscus syriacus, 660 nucleotides long. Its product is annotated as eukaryotic translation initiation factor 4E-1-like. Gene Ontology annotation, biological process: translational initiation. The annotation marks the transcript as partial. Gene Ontology annotation, molecular function: translation initiation factor activity; RNA 7-methylguanosine cap binding. Lineage: Eukaryota; Viridiplantae; Streptophyta; Magnoliopsida; Malvales; Malvaceae. The record is from RefSeq and is a predicted model, not a curated record. Gene Ontology annotation, cellular component: cytoplasm; eukaryotic translation initiation factor 4F complex. The transcript is spliced from 4 exons.
UUUUCUGAUUACAGUCUUUACAAUAACAUACAUCAUCCGAGCAAGUUGGUUGUGGGAGCAGACUUUCAUUGUUUCAAACAUAAGAUCGAGCCUAAGUGGGAAGACCCUGUCUGUGCUAAUGGGGGCAAGUGGACCGUGACUUUCCAGAAGGGGAAAUCAGAUACGUCUUGGUUGUACACGUUGCUGGCUUUGAUAGGGGAACAAUUUGAGUAUGGUGAUGAGAUCUGCGGAGCAUUUGUCAGCGUGAGAGGCAAGCAGGAAAGAAUAGCACUUUGGACCAAGGAUGCUGCCAAUGAAAGUGCACAGAUAAGCAUCGGGAAACAGUGGAAAGAGUUGCUUGAUUACAACGAAACUAUUGGGUUCAUAUUUCAUGAAGAUGCGAAGAAGCUAGACAGAGGUGCCAAGAUUCGUUACACUGUAUGAGUUUUAUAGAGUUCUCUAGUAGUAGACGCCGUGCACAAUGCAAGAUUGCUCUCAGGACUCUCUGUAAGCACCUGCGGCAUUACUUGGUUGCCUCCUUUCAAGUUCUUAAUUGUUGUUUGACCUAUGGCUGUUGCUUCAGGGAUUGUUACCUAUAUAAGUGAAUAUUAGUAGUUUUAAAUUUCAGUUCGCUGACCAUUUAUGAAGUGCUUUUCAAUGGUUACUUUCAUUUUGUUACAA